UAAACACCGCAGGGACAUAUGGAGGAAAAGGUCUCUGUCCCACGGCGACCUCCACUUCGAAGGGGAAGAAAUUCUGUUAUUGAUUACACAGCGAGCUUCACUUCAGGCUGUACGUGUGGGCGCGCGCGUCGCAGCGGUGGAGGGGAUCACAAUGGGUUCUGUCGUGCGCAAGAUAAACCGGAGAGUCGUUCUGUGUGCCUGCCUGCUCAUAUCAGCUGUGUGGUGUGUGCCGAAUGUACGAUAAUAACACUAGUUGUGUUUCCUAAUUGCAGGCUGCUCGCACCACGUGUGGCCUGAUCUGCCCAGCAGUUCAGAUGAUGUAUGGGCUGUAUUCCAUACAGACCUAAGCGCGAUUCCUGUAACACAGUUCGUGCCUAGACUGAAGGAACACAUACAAACGACAUGUGAAUGAAGAUAACACGUAAUAGUACACAUAAGUUUUUUAAUACAAUUCAUAAUAAUUGCUGUAGAAACGUUUGUUGUAAUUUAGUAGAAUCGUGGGGACAAAUGUUUGUCAUGGAUAUAAAACGCUAAUUUGUAACCAAAGGAGAGUGAAGUGUUUUGAUGCUGAAGCUAAAUUACUUCUGGAGGAAUCGUAUUUAGAAAAUUACGUAAGUGUUUUUUUAUUUUUGAGUCAUCUAGCUUGUUCAAAUCAGAAUGUUCAUAAAGUAAGGAACAUUACAAGAAAGGAAGAUAACAGUAGUUUGAAGAAUUCGUUACCCAAAAAGUGUUGAAAACUCUUGUACAAGAACCUCCUAACGCAGGGACAAUGUACAAAACAGUGAGACAUGGUGAGAACUCUCUUCAGUAUACAAUUCUUCCUCAGCAAGACGACGCUGCAGCCGUCACGGCAGCCAACAUCAGCAUCUAUGGGCGCUCUAGCGCUGGUGUGCGUAGGAGAGCCAGACGCGGACGCAAGGCCACAAUCCUCAUCAUGGCACUGAUCCUUGCAUGUGGCGUCGUUGGGGCAGCCGUCGUAGUACCCCUACUUGUUUCCCCAGACCUUGUCGCCAUUCCAUCGGCCUUCCAGCGUUUCAGCAGCCAUAAGAAUGGUCACCAUCACGCUGGUCACCACAGUCACCAUUCUGCAUCGCUGCAGAAGAACAUGACUUCCUCUACACAUCAGAACACAACACUGUGGAGUGUUGAGCCGGAACUGGCUACGUCCGAAAACAUAACGACACCUUCCACCCACAAGUUAGAUCCAACUUCUACUAGUGUCAGUCCACCUUUAUUGUCUGAGGAGGUUACCGUGACAACAAAGAGACCCGUGCAAGUGACCCUAUCGCUGAUUAUGGAAGAACUAACGACCAAAGCUACUACUCAGCAACAGGCUCCUGUGGAGGUCGGAGGACUUCUGGAGGAAGAUGGAGGUGCCAAAGAGCAUGACCAUGUCGGCGGCAGCAAGAAGAAGGCACUCGACGAAGACAUGAGGAACAGCACAACCAGGAUCCUCGUGUCUGCUACUACGGUCAAAGACAACAAGAGCGUGUCGGUGCUGGAAGUGACAACAGCGGCUGAUCAGGACGUCGGCAGGUCAACGGAGCGCACAAAACAUAGGUCUUGGCUGGAGCCACGCUGGCCCUUUGCUGACCCUUCGUCGUACUUCCAGUGGACAGGGUACAACGGCCGAGACAGCCUGCUGCUGCCUGUCAUACUGGGCGGAGCCUUGCUGGUCCUUCUGCUGGCUGUCUGCAUUUGCUACUCGCUGCGACGACGAAGGCAGAAGAUGCUACGUCGGCAGACCAUUGGGAAAAUCUCAUCAGAUCUACAAUGCGGGGAUAAGACAACACUACUACCCGACGGCUCAGAGGAAGAGUAAGCGCACACCGACUGGGAGCCACAUGACUAUACAACUCGCCUUUUAACCGUAGUCGGAUGCAAGUAUUUCGACAGCAUGUUCACACCACUAAGCACACUUCCCGUCACUGACUCUUCAUAAACCUGUGCAUGAGUGGUGAGCCACUCUUUUUACGCCAAUCCCACAUCCCCACAUCGCCAGUAAAAUUAUACCAAUGCCAUCUGUAUUGUAUCCAGUAAACAUAUGUGGAAAAACAAAAUUUUGCUGUUCGUUGGUACCCAGUAGUCAUUCUGAUAUUGAAGUGUAUUUGAUAAGAUAUGUGAAAAGUUUACCGUCGUCUCUGAGCAGUAAAAUGUAACUAACUACUCAUGGCUUCUGUACAACAUGUUUCCAUUGAAUUACAGUAACAAAGAAGGGAAGUCUUCAUAUCUUUAUGCAGGUUGAAAACAAAUCUGUCUCUAUUCCUGGGUGAUAACAUGGUGUUCUAUUCUCUGUCGGCCCCUUGAAGUCCAGUAGGCCUGGUUCUCCUAAAUAUCAGUAAACCAGGCAGUUGUUACCCAAUAAUGGAAACAAUAUUAAUAGAAAAGUGUUCCCUAGACAAAUUCAACUUAUUAAAGAUUAUAAAUGAUAUUGGGUAGUUAUGUUAAUUAAUUAACUUUUAUAAUCUGAGUAGUUGAAGAAGGUCAGUGUGAAAACUAGCAUUAAUUCUUUAUAAAUAUCUAAAUAUUUGUACGAAUUUUUUUUUAGUUCUUCUUUUAGAAAUUAACCGCACCGGCAAUUCCGACGCGCCCCGGUUCUCUCUUCGACUCAUUGUGUCAUAUUUUCUUGAUUAUGUCCUGGAGUACCACCAGCCUGUGCUAAAUGAGUUCGAAUGUCAGGAGUCUGGGAUAGGCCAAGGGACGAUAAAAUUUAGAAGAAGAGGAAAAAGGAGGAGAAGAAGAAGAAGAGGAGGAGGAGAAGGAGAAGGGAAAUAAGAAGCUGUGAGUUAAGUUAGGGCCUAGUAUUUGGUGACGUAUGGAGGAAGGUGUAAGACAUAAUUUGAUAC
Cryptotermes secundus is the source of this 2846-nucleotide messenger RNA. RefSeq lists its product as uncharacterized. The transcript is spliced from 3 exons. The record is from RefSeq and is a predicted model, not a curated record. Bases 770 to 1822 code for a protein of 350 amino acids. NCBI's taxonomy places the organism in Eukaryota, Metazoa, Arthropoda, Insecta, Blattodea, Kalotermitidae.